AUGUCCUACGUGAACACGCUCCGGAGCGAGCUGAAGUCGUUGAUGGACGUGCACUGGCCGUCGAUCGCGAGCUCGUUCGUCGGCUACGACGGAUCGCGGGGCGACGCGAUAGCAGCGAUGGCCGCACGACCGGCGGCCGGUGCUGCGUCGCUGCGAGCCCGGCUAGCCGACGGGUUCUUUCACCGACCGGCAGCGGAUCAGCGGAGUACCGUGGGCCGCAUGACGAACCGGCCGAUGGAAGCGACGGCGGCGAAGACGAAGCCGACGGACAUUGCGGUGACGACGGCCACCGUCAAGACGACCGACCAGCUCGGUCCGACGGUGUUCGACACGGAGCACGAGUGCGUGUCGGCCGCGUCGGCCGCCCACGGCACCGGCCGUUGGCUGUGCGUGUGCUACAUGACGGACUACUUGGACUGGGUGGGCCAGCGACUGGACGAGGCUUCGGGCAGCGCGGCACCCGAGGCUUUGGCCGACGGCGCGUUCGAAUGUCCGUACUACAGGGCGGUCACCGCGGUCUUGGUCGUCAGCCCCGCGAAUGCGUGGCCCGAUCACUUUGCUGUUCACUAUAAAUUAGUUGGGAGUGACGUUCAAGUCCGAUGUUUAGAAGAUCCGGGAAGUAAUCUGAUUAAAUGGAAAUACCAAAAAUCCGAACAUGAUACGAAAUCCACAAUCAUCAAUACCGAUUCCAAUGAACUGGCGAUAAUGGGAAUGGAUCCAGCGAAUAGUAAAAAUUACACUUGCACGUCGGAAACGUCAGCAACAGAAAAGGGAAAAAAUGUAAAAAGUGACGAUUCUUAUACGCAUUACAUUAUAGCUGUUGAAAAACCCAUGUAUGAAAUCCGCGGCACGAUGACGUACAGGACUAAUGGAAUUGGCAUUUGCACACCCGAAAUAAUCUGGCUCGUGCAAAACCAUUUACCCAUCCUGUUAUGCACAGAAGUGUGUCCUGAAGGAUCGACACGAUACGCGUGUAACGUGAUCAUCAAAACGGGAAGCUGUACCGAAAAUGAAAAAAAUCUGGAGAUCGAAUACUUGAUGACAUUAAACGACAAAGCUGAUAUCUUCACCAAAAUCAGAACAAGCAAGCAAGGUCGAAAUGCUUUGUACUAUCAACAAAUCUUGGCGAGGAUAUCAAACGUAUUAGCCGUGAAUCUCAAGAAUACCUUAUCGACUGCACAAAUCGUAUCCAAAUUCACUUUACAGGAAACUCAUUUUGAACCCGACCACGAGCGAUUGAAGAUUAACACAUUUGUCUCCUGUGCACCAGGUUUUGGGCUCCGUGAAGUGUUCUGCGCAGCUUGUCCACCACAUCACUAUAGUCCCGAAAAAUCGACCGAGUGCUUAAAAUGUCCGAAAAAUUUCCAUCAACCCGUCGCCGGGUCGGAUAAAUGCAUCAGAUGUCCGUCUCCGUUUACAAAUGGCUGUUAUGUGGAUGAAGUGAAUAUGAAGUUCAACAAUUAUUACGUGAUUGGUGCUGGUUUAUUCUUAAUUUUGUUUUUUUUUACCGGGUCUUGUUUCUGUUGCCGUGAACAAAUUAAAUAUAAAUGCUUACAUAAUAUUAGAACGAUACCAGGAAGUGUGAGAAGAAAAUUCAAGUUAUUUAAAAAAAAAGACUUAUUACCAAGGUUAAACUGCAAAAAGAGCAUCAUAACUAAAGGGAAAAAAGUUGGUAAAUCGUUGAUGAGAUUUGUCAGAAAACCACAUCAAAAAUUAAUGAAACCGACCAUACCAUUUGAAAUUAUACAUGGAAAAAUGGACCCACAUCAUAUUAAGCU
Sipha flava (yellow sugarcane aphid) is the source of this 1778-nucleotide messenger RNA. RefSeq lists its product as uncharacterized. NCBI's taxonomy places the organism in Eukaryota, Metazoa, Arthropoda, Insecta, Hemiptera, Aphididae. The record is from RefSeq and is a predicted model, not a curated record.